AUAAGCAUAGUUUCCUUACUGGGAUUCUACCAAAAUAUAGUUGUGCUGUUAACUACAAAUAUAUACUCUUUCCGCUGUAUGCUGUGCCCAAACAUAAUCCUUAGUGAUUAUGUAGGACACAGCUAGGAAACGUGCGACCCCUAUUCCCAGAUAGUGGACUCGUCCUUACCCUGCCAUGUUGGAUGGAGCUGGUUGUGGGCUUUCUGGCGGCUGGACUUCCCAGGAAACUUUUUUUUAAAAAAGCGUUUUCCUUCUUUGCUCAGUCGCUGCAGUUUUGACCUUAUUUUCAAAAGGACAACUGGAUCCCUAAACGACAUACAUUUUUUUGCACCCCUUCUUGCGGACCUCCAGGAUAAACCGGUGUGAGGAGGUCCAGGAAGGCCACGGAUGACCGAGGGAUUGUUUAUGUUGUUGGGUCUCCUAUAACGAGUAACAGUCGGUGCAUACUUUAUAGAUUGAUCCCCAAUAAUGAGUGGACAUCCGCCGCAACGUCGGCAAGCAAACGUCGGUUCCAUACUCCUGACACCGCAGGAAAAUGAUUGCCUUUUCAACUACCUUGGCAGGAAAUGCAUUUCCCUAUCAUCGGCCGUGGUGCAGGUGUAUACAGCCGACAGGAACUCCAGCUGGAACAAGAGAUGCUGCGGGGUGGCCUGUCUGGUCAAAGACAACCCACUGCGGUCUUACUUCAUCAGGGUCUGGGACAUCAAGGAGGGUAAGAUGAUGUUUGAGCAGGAGCUGUACAACAACUUCAGCAUCUACCUCCCCAAACCGUACUUCAUCACUUUUACUGGAGAUUCAUGCCAGGUGGGUCUGAACUUCGCCAGCGAGGAGGAGACGAAGCGUUUCCGCGGCCAUGUGAACGAGCUCAUCGGGAGGAGACAGAGGAAAUCUGAGAAGAGACGCGACCCUCCAAAUGGCCCGACGUUGCCCAUGGCCACGGUUGACAUCAAGAACCCGGAGAUCAGCAACAUGCAGCGUUACAACAACAACUCUCAGGUGAACAACAUCAUGCACUCGUCCUUCCCCAAGAGGGAGAAGAAGGGCAAGGCCAAGAAGAAGAGGCUGACCAAGGCAGACAUCGGCACCCCCAGCAACUUCCAGCACAUCGGGCACGUAGGAUGGGAUCCAAAUACCGGUUUUGAUCUGAAUAACUUGGACCCAGAGCUGAAGAAUCUGUUCGAUAUGUGCGGCAUCUCCGAGGCUCAGCUGAAGGACAAGGAGACAUCCAAGGUCAUCUACGACUUCAUCGAGAAGAAAGGAGGCGUAGAAGCUGUCAAAAAUGAGCUACGGAGACAAGCUCCUCCGCCCCCUCCAUCCAGAGGCGGCCCUCCUCCUCCACCUCCCCCCCACCACGGCUCGGCCCCACCACCCCCUCCUCCUGCCAGGGGUCGAGGUGCGCCACCGCCUCCUCCCCCCUCCAGAGCUCCCGUCUCCGCGCCCCCUCCUCCUCCUCCUUCCCGACCGGGCAUGUCCGCUCCUCCUCCUCCGCCCCCACCGCCAAGCCGAGGCGCACUCCCGCCUCCCCCUCCGCCGGCCCACGCCUCCAUCCACGUGGCUCCUCCCCCACCGCCUCCUCCUGCCUCGAUUGGAGGACCGCCGCCUCCCCCUCCUCCUCCACCACCUCCCGGACCUCCGCCACCGGCCCCGCCGCCGCCCGUGGAGGCUAACGGAGGGGAGGUGCCCAAGUCGGCCCUGCUGAGUCAGAUCAGAGAGGGCACCCAGCUGAAGAAGGUGGAGCAGAAAGAGAGGCCGGUGUCCAGCAGCACCGGCAGAGACGCACUUCUGGACCAAAUCAGACAAGGAAUCCAACUCAAAGCGAGGGAGGAAAAUAACGAUUCAGCUCCUUCCACCCCCACCCCGUCGGCAGGCAUCGUGGGGGCUCUGAUGGAGGUGAUGCAGAAACGCAGCAAGGCCAUUCACUCUUCAGAUGAGGACGAUGACGAUGAAGAUGAUGAGGACUUUGAGGAUGAUGAUGAAUGGGAGGACUAGCUAUAUCUCAUUGGCUUUUUUUCUUUCUACCCUCCCUUAUCCGUGGAUGACACUAAAAUAGUUCAAAACUCUAAAUGUAAAUGAUCUAUCAACUCGCUGUAUAUUUUUGUUGCCUUUUUAUGCUUUUUUUUUUAUUAAUCUGUGCAAUACCUCAUUUCAUCUGUGAUAGUUUUCAUAUCUGAGGUCUUAGUUUCUCUAUCUCCGGCUCUAUUCUAUGUCUUGAUAGCACCAUUUGAACUUGUUAUUCCAUCUCUCUGCAUCCUUACCGCCAUCUGUCGCUUCAUACCUGCCUCCACCCGUCACACUUUCUCUCUUCCAGAUUAGCACGUUCAUCAAAUUGUCGAUUUAACCUCUAGCGUUAAACGUUUUUCUUUAGGUCAGUGAGUGAAGGCGGGGCUAUGUCGCCACAAAUCUUUCAUCAAUCGUGUCUUCAAUGUCAGGAGGGGGAAAAAACUAUUUUCAUAACCUAUUGCUCUUUAGUUUAUUUUUACUUAUUCAAAGGAACCUAGUUUAGCGCUCAUAUUUUCUUAAAACAAAGAAGAAGAGAAAACCUAAAAUGCUCUUUUUUGAAAUAUUUAGCUUCAUUCGCUGUUGACUGUACAUUUUCUCCAGAGUUUGAGUCUUGCUAUAUUUUUGCACAGAUUGAAAGAGGCGACUCGGCGCAUGAAUACAGGACAUUUUCAGAUCUGUUACAUCUUGGAACAUGUGCUUUAAAAAAUGAAGCACUUGGACACUAAGCAUUACAAAACCCAACACACUACAACCAGUAUACACAUGUAGAUAGCCCACAGUGUUAUGUCGGCUAUUCGUUGUGAUUUAUUGCUAAUUUUUUUGUUACUGUUACACUACAGAUUCAAUUGAAAUUGUGCUUCUUUUCUUUUUAUCUUUUUUUCAGAGUAUUAAUAAAUGACUGUUUGUUGGAAUCAGGUCAUUCAUUAUGUAGAGCUUAAGGAAUAAAGACAUUUUAGUUUUACACACCUGACGCUUGUACCGGUCCGUGUCUAUAUUCUACUGUACUGAACCAAUGUAAUGUUUUUCCUGUAGACACGAAGUGCUGACACAGUUAGAAACAAUAGAUCCAUAGCAUUAUUCAAAAUAAUAUCAAUAUUUUCUAUAUAUCUAGUAAAUCAUGAGGUAGGAAUGGCUUAUUACAGUGCUUAAUGAUUCCCAAAUAGAUACCGACAUGUAUUUCAUGUUUAAAUCAUAUUUCCACAUAGUUACUAGCUGCUUCUUAUUUGAUAAGACAAUCAUAGUGGCAUGACUUGUCCAGAUGUGGUAAAUCCAUCAAGCCAAAGUUCAAAACAAAGUGAAACUUAAGAAAAUAUCCUUUUAUUUUAGCAUUUGUGGUUUUAUGGCCUAUGUUGACACGCUAACAAUUCAGAGUAACUAUUUUGAAGCUGAACUUUAGCUUGCUAAACAGCAGCUACUUUAAACACAGCUAAUAACUACAAUAAGUACAUUAAAACCUACUGUUAUGGUAUGACAAAUGGAGACAAACAAUGUAUUUAAUUGAACAAUAUCUAGCUAAAGUUAGCUAACGUUAGACUCUAUAUGCUACCUGGUCAUCCCAGACCAGGCGAAACCCCCGAGUAGGCCUAUUGCUAAAAAUGUUAUUCCUGAAUAAUUCAUAACGUUUUGAUUCCUCACUUUAAUCUUCGCGUUGUAUGGCUCUUAUCUGCUAACCCCAUCUUACUUUUAGGUCACAAAUAUAAAUAUUUGACUUCCAGUCUGCUAUUCUUUUUAUUUUUUAUGAUAGCAAUAUUAGCAUGCUACUCGUUAGCAUGUGUAAAUUGCUAACGAGUAGCGGUAGCCGCCAUCAAUUCCGACAUACCCCCAUUCCGACAUUGACGUCUAAUUGUCGAAGUGGAAGCAGUUCCAUUGUUUUCAAAGCUCCCACCACUCCGACAAAAAAAACGUCCCGUCAUUCCGACAUUAGGGCCAUUAAUGUAAUAAGGGAAAUGGGUCCUAUCUUGCAGUAGCCUAUUUGCUUGCGUGCUUUCUGUAGUCCGUGUGUAAAAAAAACAUGAAAUCUUAUGAAAGCAUUCUACACUAUUAAUGUAUGGGGUGAUGCAUCACACAAUCAAGAUAACCAACGUAAAACACAACUGAUGGACUUUGAGGGCAAGCGACUGGUAGCGACGUGUCGGCAUAUAGGCUAGGCUACUAUAAUACUACUACUACUAAUAAUAAUAAUAAUAAACUUUAUUUAUACAGCGCUUUUCUUGAACAGAAUCACAAAGUGCUUUACAGAUAAAAUAAACAAAAUAGCAACAACAACAACAACAAAAAGGGUUAAUACAAAAUAAACAAUGACAAAAUUAAACUUAUUUAAACCCUUCAAAAGCUUUGCGGUAUAAAUGAGUCUUAAGGAGAGACUUAAAAUGUGUGACAGAAUCUGCCAACCUUAGUUCCUCAGGCAAUUCAUUCCAUAAUUUUGGAGCUAAGACGGAAAAAGACCGGUCUCCUUUACUUGCAAGGCGGGACUCAGGGAUGGUUAAUAAGCCUGCCUGCAGACCUCAAUGUACGGGUAGGACGAUAGGGCACUAACAAGUCUGAAAUGUAAUUGGGGGAAAGGUCAUGAAGAGCUUUAAAAGUUAAAAGAAGAAUUUUAAAAUUAAUUCUCCAGAUUGGGAGCCAGUGAAGUGCUGCUAGGAUAUGUGUUCACACCUUUUAGUCCUAAUGAAUGAUGAUGGGUAGCGGGCGGGUGUGGAUAUCAAUUGUUGAAAAAAAAAAGCAUUGCCUCGGGUGGAUGGCGGGUGGAUUAUUGAUAGCUGCGGGUGCAGAUGACAUUAGGCUCAUCCGUGGUUCUCAGGAUGUUGGAAUUUGAUACAGGAACCGUGAAGAUAAAUUGAAUAAAAAAAAAAAUAAUAAUAAUAGGACUGUCGGAAUGGCGGUACUAAAAUAUGUCUGAUAUCGGAUGUUCCAUGUCGGAAUAGCAGCAUGUCUGACAAAUAGCAUGUCGAAGUGGCAGGAUGUCGGACUGGGGGCAUGUAACCCGAGUAGCAUGCUAGAGACGUUUUUACCACAGUGUAAUAAAGAUCCAACAAACACAAUGGCCCGUCAAAAUGUGUUUUUCUUUUUCUCUGUUUAACUUAUUUGUCUUUACGAGAACAAUCCCCACUUGUUGGAUGUAAGAACUGACCUCCUUUGUCAAGAUACUUUUAGGGGGAAACCAUAGCCAUGUUGUCGCUAAUGUUAGCUCCUGUAGCUGUUAACAAAUAAUGAUUCAUACAUUGUUCACUCCAAUAAAAGGUUGGUAUUUA
Molecule: messenger RNA, 5252 nt
Organism: Eleginops maclovinus (Patagonian blennie)
Lineage: Eukaryota; Metazoa; Chordata; Actinopteri; Perciformes; Eleginopidae
Gene: waslb
Product: WASP like actin nucleation promoting factor b
Exons: 11
Coding region: 469-1989 (506 amino acids)
Biological process (GO): actin filament organization
Molecular function (GO): actin binding
Source: RefSeq, a predicted model, not a curated record